AGUCAGGUGGUUGCGGCUUUUCCCUCCUCCUGCUCCUCCCUCACUCCCUCUCCCUUUCCCCCCGCCCGGCGUAGGCCGGCCCAGCGUGGAGGCGGCGGGGGAAAGUUGGAGGAAAGUUGCCGGCUGGGAAAGUUCAGAGGAGGGCGGGCGAGCGAGCGGCCGCCACGGUAGCCCGGCCUCCCCGCUGCGCCCCGGGAGGGCCGAGGAUGGCCGGCGGGGAAGGAGCGGGCUCCGGUGUGCCCGAGUGCCGGGAGCAUCUUUUUAAGGUGCUGGUGAUCGGGGAGCUGGGUGUGGGUAAAACCAGUAUUAUCAAGCGGUACGUGCACCAGCUCUUCUCUCAGCACUACCGGGCCACCAUCGGGGUGGAUUUCGCACUCAAAGUCAUCAACUGGGACAGCAAGACCCUGGUGCGGCUGCAGCUCUGGGAUAUCGCAGGCCAGGAGCGCUUUGGAAAUAUGACCAGAGUAUACUACAAAGAAGCAGUUGGUGCUUUUGUGGUCUUUGAUGUCACAAGAGGCUCCACUUUUGAGGCUGUUUCAAAAUGGAAGCAUGAUUUGGACAGUAAAGUACUACUUCCCAAUGGCAGCCCCAUCCCUGCUGUUCUUCUUGCAAACAAGUGUGACCAGAAGAAAGAUGGCAGCCAGAAUCCCUCUCAAAUGGACCAGUUCUGCAGAGAAGGUGGCUUUGCUGGAUGGUUUGAAACGUCUGCCAAGGACAACAUCAACAUAGAUGAAGCUGCUCGAUUCCUGGUGGAAAACAUCCUUGCCAACUACAAAACCUUUCCUAAUGAAGAGAAUGAUGUGGGGAAACCAAAACUGGACCUAGACCCAUUGAAAGCAGAGAGUAAAUCACAGUGCUGCUAGUGCUACCACCAUUCAAAAAUGUGAUGGGAUGAGCAGCAAGACUGUUCCUGAAAUCAAACUGCUGCUAUGGUGCUGUGUUGUGACAAUCCAUAUGGGGUGUCUGGUGUUAUCUGAAUAGGUGAUUCUUGUGGGUGUUUACAUAUUCUUGUUUAGUGUGAAAUGAGUAUCUUGUGAGUUAUCAUUCCACUUGCUUGAGUGGCUGCAUCUAAGUCUGAUUAGUGUCCUCUUACUUGAGAACAUAAGGUAGCAUUUAUACUCCUAAAAAGGAACAAAGACAGCAUUCAGUGUCUAGUUUGCUUCUAGGACAUAUGCUACAUUCCAAAUAGGACUAAUCUGUCAUGGUUUUAGCUGAGUAGACACUUGCACCUUUAAACUUUUUCCUUUGUCACCAGUAAUGUCCCACUUCAGCCUUCUUGCCUACACACUUGUUCCUAUUUAUUAUCCCCCACCAUAAGGAUCUGUCUCAUUACUAGUUCCCCUGGACUGAGACAUCCCGGAAAUCUUGAAGGGACCAGUAACAGAUGGGAGGUAUUUUAGUGUGCUCACUAAGACUGAGUGAAGUAGAUGGGUUGUACCACUGAGUAAGAACAAGGUGGGUAAAUGAUUGUAUUUAAGAGGGGAAAGAUAUAGUUAUAGAGAUACUAACCAAAAUGCAUCUCCAGCCAUUUAAGGCAGAGUAGUUUCAACUAAUACUUUACACAUGAAACACAUUAAUGAAUACAGUUGUACAACUGAGGCACGUAGUUAUGGUAACCUCAUCCAAAUGCAUAACCAAUAACUUUUACAUGCACUAACACUGAAAACUUUACCAAGAGUUCAAAAACUAAAUAUCUUAAUUACCUGUGAUAAUGAGCUUGCUCCUUUUUCCUUCUGUCUUGAGAUGGUCCUGAGUACUGUGAGAAAGGAGAGAGGUCUUGAAGGAAAUAGCUUAACUGGUUCUUGCUAGCCUAUCAAAAAACCCCCACAAAACUGCCAAGCUCAAUCUUGUUCAGUUUUAGAACAGUGCUGUGCUCUUCUGACUACUUAGAGCUGGUGAAUUGGCUUACCAGUUUGUAAUUUUAUAUGCAGGGAUGCUUAUGUUUCCUCAUUAUAACUCCUGUGUAUUUUUGGCAGCAAAUGAAGAUCAAAAGGAUUAGGGAGAUUUCAUGGUUCUUGAAUACAUUUUGGAACUCUGGCUCUGCUUGGCUGAAAGGCUUUGAAGCUCAGCUUUAAUUUAAAGGUUUCUUCUGUCCUGGUACCUCACUGCUGCUGACUUCAGAAGUCUUAUCUCGCUUGGUCUCAUGGUGCUGAUGUUUAAAUGUAAACAUGAAGUAUGUGCCAGAUUGGAUAUACUCUUAAUCUGUAUUGAGACUUCCUAGGCUGUUUCUUCUAAAGAGUAACAUACUUUUUAAGUGACAGAUCUAUUUGGGCAUCUUAUGAAUGUUGUUGGUGUAUGCUUUUGAGAACAUGAAUCUUCACAGGUGUCCCAUCCUAUACACAAAUGCUUUCAUUGACAUUUGGAAACAACUUUGUCUUCUAUUAGUUGGAAUUGAAAAUAACCCUUUGACAUAGCCACAGUAAGGCUUGACAAAGCCUGGGAAAGUUGUUUCAAUGCUUGACUGUCCCCUGAGAGUUUAUCUAGCCUGAAUCUUUUGAACUUUGUCCAUGGUCUCUUAUCCACCUAUCAUGGGCCACUAUAAAGAAUGUGUCCAUUAGGCUUGUGCAGAUUUACUGGAUGCUUAAAGCUUGAUUGCUACUUUAAAUUUUAAGCCUGUAGCACUUCAGAAAGGAAGCUGUACCCCAUCCAUGUUCCUUGCUUGCUGGCUUGUUUGUAUUGGUAACUUUUCUAGGUAACCUGCAACUACUGUAACCUUCCUAUUCAGUUACUUAAACAACUCCAUUUAGAUUAAACAGCUUAUUAAAAGUGAGGUUACAAUCUCCAGUAUAUUGUCUUUUUCUACACUCCAAUUACAGGGGCGCAAAUCCAGUAACUAGCCAGUGGAAUAUGUGCAUAGCCUGUUUACUUGAUGCUUUUUGACUAGAUCAAAACAUGAUAAAUCUUGAUAACCAGUCAAACAAGAUGCAGUUUCAUGUUCACUUGGCUUCAACUGUAAGUUUACUGAGCUCAUGAAAUAUUACAUGAAGUGUGUCACUAAUGGGCAAAAAAAGACCAAUUCUUGAGUCUGUCUAGCAUGGCAUAGAAUGUUGGUCUACAUUCAAAUGCUAGUUCUUUAAAUACCUACUUUACUGGGGAAACUGCCAGUGGAGGUAGAUUUUUUUUUUUUUUCCAAAUGGCUAUUGUGCUUUUUCUUGUUUUUUAGUUUUCAGAUUCAACAGCAAAAUGAGAACUAAACUCUGAAGCUUCAGGACUCUACCUGAACGCAUGAAUCUCAUCUGGGUCCUGUUGGUGACAAUGUAAUCCUAUGCAGUUUAUUUUCAAUAAUGUCUAAAUUUCUGGUUGAAAAGCUAUUGCUUAUGCUUAAGCACUUCUUUGUUCUGUAUAUAGCUUGUGUUUUUCUAAAGCUCUACAUGGCCAUGAUUUUCAAACUGUGUCAGAGUUACACUAGGUUUGAUACAGGUUGUCACUGACUGGAGAAGCUGAGGCAGGGUGAAGUUCAGGAACUACCAUUAUGAAAAAUAAAAACCUAAAUGUUUAAAGUGACUGUGCAGAUUGUAUUACAGAGCAGACUCUUAUUUCCGAAGCCUAGUGGCCUGAAAACCAAUUUCUUCUACCUGCAUGUAGGUGUGUUUUGCUUUUCUUUCACCUUUUGGGGGUGGGGGGUGGAAGGGGUGAGGGGAGUUUGAGCUUUAAUAAAUGGCUAGUUUUCUGUGGUGUUACAAACUGCACGUUCCUUGGGGGGAGCAUCAUGAUACAUGAGGCUUCUGGGUGGCUUAGGAAAUCUAAUCCAGCCCGAAGGUGAAAACUGUAAGAAAAGACUAGCAUUUUAGUCUGAAGAAGGGAAAGGGAGCAUCUCCCUGGUGGAGGAGAAUGAAACUGUAUUUUGUGGAAAAGUGUUUAGGUAAAAUAAACUAAUCAUGAAAACCUGUCCUAAUGAAGCAAAUAACUUUAAAUUUCUAUGUAUCUUUCAAAUCAGACAGACCCAAUUUAAUUUCAGACAAGUAAGUGAAGUGUCAAAUGUAAUUUGGUUUAUAUGUACAGAAUAUAUAGUGAAGUAAUAAUUUCAAUCAGAUGAACAGAGGCCCCAUGCUAUUUCAUUUCAUUAUCUCCUGCAAUCUGAAAUAUGUCAAUCCUAAAGGAGAAAGUACUUGACUUGCUAGUCCCUAUAUUUAAGGGACAGCUUUGAGAUGAAAAACUUGAGUAAAAAAUCUGAACCAAGGCCUCAGUAAGAUGUCUUUCCUGGCAUGUUUCCAUCAACUAUGUAAAGGCUGGAGAUGGCAUAUAGUCUUCCUGGAUUGUAGUUGUGCAGUAUGUCUGUGCAGCAAAUGCCAAGUCAGCCUCUGUUCACUUCAAAAGUUUAAUGAGGCAUUACAGUUGCUGAGAAAACUAGAAAGGAGUUAGAGCAAUUAGUGAUCUUUCAGUGUGGGAUUUUCUAGGUGUAUCUUAACUGCAGUAGUAGAAUACAAGCUAUUCCCAGCUCAGUUUUGUUUGUUUAAAUGUUGUGUCAGACCUAUUGAACUGUAAUAGCAUUCAGCCUCCUUAAAUUGAACAAAUACUUGUUCACCUGUAGUGAUUAAUUGCUGGGGAAUAGUAUGAGUCAUUCUUACAGGCUCACUGCUUGAGUAACCAUUUGAUAUACAGUGAUAGGACAACAUAAUGAUAAAAAAUAUGUGCAGUAGAACUGCGGUAUUAGAUGGUGAAACAUUUUGCUCUUAAAAACCAUUGCUCCCUUAUCUUUGUAGUCUUAACCUCUUGACAGUGACCUUGGUUCCAAAACAGAGAACUGGCUACCUCUUCUCUUUACAGAACACCUUAUGUGGUACAGAAACACAGUCCUCUAAGUAUGUGUAUGCCUUCGUCCUUCAUAUAAUGAAUUGCUAAAGAAUUUAAGAAAUGUGGGUAGCAGUAUACUUUCAGGAGUAAAAAAAAAAAAAAAAAAAAAUUAACAAAAUGCCAGUGAGAUACAUAAUGAUUCUGAAUUGAAAUGUCAUUCACUUGACAGUGCACAAAACAUAAUUUCAAAGUUUUGUCCUGCAGCAGUAUGUUCCUUUUUCUCACUAUUUUUCUAUAUGAAGAUUAAUCUAGUGAAGAUCAUGUGAAAGAAAUUGUGCCUGUAUUGUACAUUACCAUCAUAAAGCUCUGUUUGUAAGAUCUUUGCUGUGUCUAACCAGGGUGGAAGUACUUUUGGUGUAUUUUUAAAUACAUGAUUAUGGACUGUUUUAUAACCCACCUAAGAUAGCAUUCAUUUAGUGAAAAUUUCUGGCUUAGAUGUUCUAUGUGGCUUACACACUUGUAUGAAUAAAUUCUACUAGAUGGGGUUUUUCUCAUUUCAGUCUGUGUACCUACAAAUGCUUCCUGCCCCAAGUACCUUAGAAACUUCCUCUUUUAGGUAGAAAUGAUGUUUCAGAUAGCUUUAGCUUGGAAAGUGUAAAAGUAGAGGGCCAGCAUCUCGAUAUUCAUUCUUUUUUUUUGCAAAGAUAAUAUAAGUAUAGUGAUCUUGCAUCUUUUUACCACUGGAUAAAUCAUCAUGUGGUCUGAGCUCUAAAUGAAAUUAAAAUAUGCAGGAUUCCUGGCCUUAUUGAUCUUAACUUGUAACUGGGAGUAAAAGGUAGCUGAUAAAAUGCCACAUGACAUGUAAUAUUAAGCUAUUUUAUCUGUCGCUUACAGGUUCUAGGAAGUAAGGUGUUUAGUGUUUUGAUAAAACAUAGACUUCUGUUCUGCUUCACCUUUUUUCUAACUUAAGAAACUUUAACCUCUUUAUUAUCAUGACCCUUCUGAAAGCUUAAGUUAUGCUGAUAAUUAUUGGUCCUGUUAGAAAGCUCAUGGCUCCCUAAAGGUUAAAGAUAGCAUGGGCAUCCUGCUAACUCUGUUUCUAAACUCCUCUGCCCUUUACUGGUAUGUAUUAAAGUAGUAUGCAGCAUCCAUCCAGAAUAAUGGACUGUCAACAUUUACCAUUCAGAUGGGUUUGGUUUGAACUUUGGUUCAAAAGUGUCCUGUAGACUAUGCUACUAGGGACACAUUAUCUAUUUCCAUUGUUCUUAUUAUGGUUAUGAGUGACUUCUAAUUGACAGUGCUAUCCCAGCACUAAUGUAGCAAAAUACCUGCCCCACUGGGAUACAUUCAGUAUUAACUCUAAUAUGCCUCAAACAUGAUUUUAUAUUCAGUCAGUAUCUAUUCAGUACAGUACAACGCUGAAAUAGUUGUAUGCAAAGAUUAAGUCUAGUCUCUUUUCCCUGGACAGCAUCUGGCUGGUUGAAGAAGCUAUUGCUUCUAUGGAUAUGUGUACAGGCUGUAUUCGAUUUGCAUGGCAAUGUUUUGGUAGCAGGGGGAUACAGAGGGGGCUUCUGUGAGAAGCUGCUAGAAGCUUCCCCCAUGCCAGCCGGCUCCAAGGCAGACCCAUUGCUGGCCAAGGCUGAGCCUGUCAGCAAUGGUGGUAGAGUAGUGCCUUUGGGAUAAUGUAUUUAAGAAGGCAGGGUGUGUGUGGGGGUGUGUGUGUUUAAAAAAAAAAAAAACAAAAAAAAAAACACAAACAAAAAACCCCAAAAAACAACCACAAACCACCAGAAACCAGCAACUGUCAUGGGAGUGAAGAGGGAGAAAUGUGAGAACAAGACUCUGCAGACACCAAAGUCAGUGGAGGGGCAGGAGGUACUGCAGGCACUGGAGCAGAUUUCCCCCCCAGCCCGCGGUGAAGCCCAGGCUGAGGCAGGCUGUCCCCUCAGCCCCGGGAGCCCACGGUGGAGCAGAUCCCCCCCGCAGCCCGUGGGGACCCCACGCCGGAGCAGGGGGAUGCCCGCAGGAGGCUGUGACCCCGUGGGCAGCCCGCGCUGGAGCCGGCUCCUGGCAGGGCCUGUGGCCCCGCGGAGGGGUGAGCCCAGGCCGGGGCAGUGCUGCUGGCCGGGCUGUGACCCCGCGGGUGCCUGUGGACCUGUGCCGUGAGGGACUGCAUCCCAUGGGAGGGGGACCCACACUGGAGCAGUCCAGGGAGACUUACAGCUGCUUGUGGUUAGCUUCAGUCUUGUCUGUUCAAGAAUGGUUUUGCUCAGGUUCAGUUCCCUGUCCUGUCACUUCAGCAGCCAACUGUUCCUCUCUUCCCAAGCUCUAUUACAUGCUGCAGGGUUUCCUUUUUCUCAGGCAUUGCUGACCUCCACUCACAAUCUCACCUUUUCUGAUCACCCUUCACUUUUCCGAUCCUUCACUGCCUGCUGUUCCUGAAAUGCGAGCCCACUGCUGUCCUCCUUCGUUCACCAUUUCACACUGACCUGUACCUUCCUCAUCUCACUCCCACCUACUCUUUCACUUAGUAAAUAAGCAGAAGAGUAGUGAAAGCAAGAACACUCUUUUUAAUGGUCUGCUAAAAGAAUUAAUUUCAGAACCUAGAUUUUCCUAUUCUUUGAUAAAAGAAAUGGAAAAAAAAUAUCUCCAAAACCCAAACCAAAGAAAAUGAAAAUUCAUUCUACCCCUCUUUCAUCUUUUAUCUAACUUUGUUGCAACCUCUUGCUUGAAGAUACAGCAUCUGUUCUUACAGAAGCUUCUGUGUCUAACUUUAACCCUUUUUUCAUGGAAAUCUUCCCAAAACCACAGAAUGGGUAAGGUUGAAAGUGGUCUUAGGAUAUUGUGUAGUCCUACACCAAUGGUCAAAGCUUAAGCAGGUUGUUCAUGGCCAUGUCCAGUCUGAUGAAGACUCCACAGUCUCAAUGGAAAACCUGUUCCAGUGUUAGAUCACCCUCACUGUAAUUAAAAAAAAAAAAAAAAAUAAUUUAAGAGGAAUUUCCUGAAUCUAAAUUUUCAUACUGUCUCUGAUCCUGUUGCUGGGCGUCUCUGAGAAAAAUCUGAGUGUCCUUAGUCUCCCCAUCAGGUAUUUCUACACGUUAAGCUUUGCCCCCUCUACUACACUCCCAGGCCUUCUCUUUCAGGCAAACACUUUCUCUUAUUCUGGAAUCCUUGUGUCUGCUGUAAAAUCAAAGGAGAGUCAACUUUGAGCAGUCUGAGCUCCAAGACCCCUGAGAGGGGCCUUGGUAGUGUUCCUGUUCAUAACAGUUGUUCUGCUCUUUCUCCAACUAGUAUUUGUAGCUACAAAAGAGCGUGAAAUAUUUAGGACUAAAAGGCUGUUUUCCUGUGACUUGUGUGUGCUAUAGCAGUUGACAAUGUGAUGGUUUAAGGGAAAAAAUAAACAAGCCAGUGUUUUGAAUUGUGUCUUAGAGGAAUGGUGACCAGAAUGCCACCCAUCAUCCAUCGCUAACCAGUCCCUGUUAUCUUAGUGUUUGUUUAGCUAUGUCUCAAUGGGUUCCUUCUUGUUUUGUUGUCUUGUAUAUUCAGUUCACAUUUUCCUACUGUAAGGCUGCCUCUACCCUAACAAGUUUUCCCUUCAGGGAGUGUCUGUCAGAUAUACUUUAUGGCUUGAGACACUAUGCCAGUGAAACAGCUGAUUUGACCUUACAGAUUCUUUGCCAGUUAGAAAACUAGCUUUUUUUAAAAUUCAGAUUAACUUCCCUUACCAAACAAGCUGCCCUUGUCAUUCCUGUUAGGUUAUGGAAUUCUAAAUUAAAUUCUUGGAUAAAUAAAAAGAUGUAACUUGA
Molecule: messenger RNA, 8540 nt
Organism: Falco peregrinus (peregrine falcon)
Lineage: Eukaryota; Metazoa; Chordata; Aves; Falconiformes; Falconidae
Gene: RAB32
Product: RAB32, member RAS oncogene family
Exons: 3
Coding region: 207-863 (218 amino acids)
Biological process (GO): phagosome-lysosome fusion; endosome to lysosome transport
Cellular component (GO): lysosome; trans-Golgi network; late endosome
Molecular function (GO): GTPase activity; GTP binding
Source: RefSeq, a predicted model, not a curated record